AUGUCCAGUCUGCAAUCCUCGCACUAUCACUUGGGCAUCACUUGCGCGACGAAUGGGAAAGAUAGAAAACUCCUCAUUCUCGGUGUUCCAGGAAAGCAAAAGAUGUCAAGAGUCAGAGAAAAGGCGCUCCAUCUUUGGAGGUCCAUCUGUGAGACUCCUCCUCUGGCUCCAUACAGCUGGUCCACGGAGUAUUGGGUGUCGGAUUCUGUCGUUAUUGAUGCCAGAUCAAUCGAGGGCACAGAUUUGAUGGACGAAGCAAUACGGACAGGACGAAGCGCCGCCAAGGCAUACGUCUGCAUUGGCCUUCCAGCAAUCACCUCCGGCCCCCUGUUCAAUACCCUGGUGUCCACAUGCAACGUGAAGGCAGCCUGCUUCAAUCUUGCCAUAGGGUAUAUCUGGAUGGCUGCUGCUGUUGACCCAACGAGGCUUGAAGUUGAAGGUGAAGACGGUUCUGGAUUUUUUAGCAAUUUCUUUCUCUCGAUGAUCAAUGAUGAGACUCAAGGGUCAAGGUUGGUGGAGGCAAAGCUUCAGUUCUGGCUCGAAGGCAGUUCUCGGAUGAGGGCUUCUGUUCUUGUCGAGCUAUUGGAGAUGAGAGACAUCCGCAUCACGUCAACUCACAGGCCCACCGCCCGCUCAUGA
Molecule: messenger RNA, 639 nt
Organism: Penicillium verhagenii
Lineage: Eukaryota; Fungi; Ascomycota; Eurotiomycetes; Eurotiales; Aspergillaceae
Exons: 1
Coding region: 1-639 (212 amino acids)
Source: RefSeq, a predicted model, not a curated record